Molecule: messenger RNA, 1109 nt
Organism: Carassius carassius (crucian carp)
Lineage: Eukaryota; Metazoa; Chordata; Actinopteri; Cypriniformes; Cyprinidae
Product: CD209 antigen-like protein A
Exons: 5
Coding region: 111-893 (260 amino acids)
Source: RefSeq, a predicted model, not a curated record
UUUUAGUUCAGUGCCAGCUUCAGUUUUAAAGACUGGCUGAUGAAAUCUAAAGCAGUGAAGCCUAAACAAAUGAAAACUAGAACAACCUACAGGAUUAACACAGAGAUACAAUGUACAACACUGAGAGAUUAGAGAUAACCCAUGCUAUUUAUGAUGAUGUGAUGACUUGGACUGAGGAGAGAGCAGAAAGAGUGGAGAUGAUGGUAGAUAUCUAUGACCGUGUGGAUCCUGUCAGUCAUCAUGAUCUCCCGUCACACACAGAGAAACACCACACACUUCAGCACACAGGAAGUGUCUCAGUGGAGAACAGAAAGCACCCAGCACCUGUAGUGUGUUUGUGUCUGCUGUGUUUUCUUCUGCUGACUGCUGUAAUGGUGCUGUGUGUGUGUUUCACCACCGAGAGAAAACAGUUACUAACACACAUCAGUAACCUGACUGAAGAAAGAGAGCAGAUAAAAAACAAGUUUGACAAACUCCAACAUGGCCUUUAUGAACAAGAUCAGCGUGCUGACAACUUUCAAUGGAUUUACUACAACUUCAGCUUUUAUUAUAUUUCAUCUGAUUGGAAAAGCUGGAGUGACAGCAGACUAUACUGUCAUCAGAAACGAGCAGAUCUGGUGAUAAUAAACAGCAGAGAGGAACAAGAGGUUUUACAGAAGGUUGUUGGGAGUUAUAAAUUUUGGAUUGGUUUGAAAAAAUCAGGAAAGUGGGAAUGGACUGAUGGUGUAACAUUGACAAAUGGCUACUGGAGUUAUGGAUAUCCACGUUCAUACGGUGAUUGUGCUCAGAUGUCCUCAACAGGUUGGGAAGAUGGGUCAUGUACUUAUACGAAAAAAUUUAUCUGCAAGAGAACAAUAUGUACAUACAGUAAAAUAAACCUAUCAUGUUUUUGAAAUGCAAUACCUCUGCUUUAUAAUUCGAACUAUAUUAUUAAGUACAAAUCAUUUUGAAAUUUGAAAUUUGUACUAUGUGAUUCAUCUGCUUUUUAAAUAUGUAAAUAAGUGGAAAUACAAGUUAUAUUGUUCAUACAAGUUAUUUUUUAACGAUAUAUCUAUUUAUGUUAUACCGCUUCUCUCACAAAAAAAAAAAUCCUUGUGUGUGUAAACAUG